UUUUCCAUCAAAAUUUUCCGAAAUUAAAAUCUACACAUCGACAUCUAUUGCACGCGCUUGGAUCACAAGUAGGUCAUACAGUAGAAUCAAAUAUUAAAUUCUUCUCAUUUAUUUAUUUGAAAAAAAGAAAAGCAAAAAGCAAAAGUAAUCCUUUUAAAUAGAAAGUGAGGAGGUUGCCUCUGGUCCAAAAAACCAAGAAGAAGUUUCGCUCUGUUCUUGGUGGUUACUGGUAAACAAGAAAACAGUAAAUAGUGCCUAAGGAACUCUGCUUCAUUCGUCGUCUAUAAUGGGUUUGGGUUCCCAAACUUCCUCAGCCUCCGUUACGAGGGCCACUAAAUGGCUGGGCUUCGUCACUGCCGUCUGGGUCCAAUCCAUUUCCGGCAACAACUACACAUUCUCCAACUACUCCGACGCACUCAAGACUCUAAUGAACUUAACCCAACUCGAGCUUAACAAUCUCUCCGUCGCUAAAGACAUCGGCAAAGCUUUUGGUCUUUUAGCAGGUUUCGCUUCCGACAAAUUACCGACAUGGGCCAUUCUCCUUAUUGGUUCACUUGAAGGUCUCGUCGGUUAUGGAACUCAGUGGCUUGUAGUUAGCGAACGGAUUAAGCCAAUCUCUUACUGGCAGAUGUGCAUAGUUUUGUGCAUGGGAGGGAACAGUUCCACAUGGAUGAACACUGCCAUUUUGGUAACUUGUAUACGUAACUUUCGGAAAAACAGAGGCCCAGUAGCAGGGAUUCUAAAAGGUUACGUUGGUCUCAGCACAGCAAUCUUCACCGUCCUCUGUUCUGCCCUAUUCAACGACGACCCGGCCCGUUUCCUCCUCAUGCUAUCGGUUACACCACUCGCCGUUUGCAUCGCCGCCAUGAUCUUUCUCCGUGAGAUUCCACCCUCAGAUUCCGCCUCCGAUGAUGAAGAAGAGUCUAGCUACUUCUGGCUCUUUAACGGCGUCGCUUUCGUCGUCGCUAUCUACCUCCUCUCUUACCAAUUUAUCCCUAAUCCCGGCAAGCUCUUCUCUCAGAUUUUCGCUUCCAUUCUGUUGGUCCUACUCGCUUCGCCCCUUGCCAUCCCUGUCUACUCGUUCAUCUCCGCCUGGUCCUCCUCCUCUUCGUCGGAGCAGGGUUCGGAUCCCGAAACCCGUGUGACGGAGCCGUUGCUGAAGCCGGAGAUUACGGCGGAGGAACGUUCUCAGGAUACGGUGGUAGUUGAGAAGCGGAAGCCGGUGAUCGGUGAAGAGCACACGAUUUGGGAGGCGUUGCAGUGCUUGGAUUUUUGGAUAAUGUUUGUGUCGUUUUUGUGUGGAGUUGGGACUGGUUUGGCAGUGAUGAACAAUAUGGGUCAGAUUGGAUUGGCUCUUGGAUACGCCGACGUUUCGAUCUUUGUCUCUCUCACUAGCAUAUGGGGAUUUUUCGGUAGAAUUAUCUCCGGCAUGGUCUCCGAAUAUUUCAUUAGGAAAGCUGGCACACCAAGGCCACUUUGGAAUGCAGCUUCUCAGAUUCUAAUGGCUGGUGGGUAUGUACUUAUGGCAAUUGCUAUGCCUGGUUCACUUUACAUUGGCUCAAUUGUUGUGGGAAUUUGCUAUGGCAUACGAUUAGCUAUUACUGUCCCAACUGCAUCUGAACUCUUUGGCCUCAAAUAUUAUGGUCUCAUAUACAACAUUCUGAUUCUCAACCUUCCACUUGGAUCAUUCCUCUUCUCCGGUCUCCUAGCCGGAAUUCUCUAUGACAUGGAGGCUACGCCGAUGGCCGGCGGCGGAAACACUUGUGUGGGUGGACAUUGUUACAGGAUGGUGUUUGUGGUCAUGGCAGUCGCCUGCAUUGUUGGUUUUGGAUUGGACAUUUUAUUGUCUAUUAGAACCAAAAACCUUUACCAAAAAAUCCAAGCUAGCAAGAGAUCAAAGAAAGGGGCUGUUCUUAAAUAAGAUGGUGAAAAUUCUCUGUAUGUGGAUUUUGAAGUCAGAGGAUUGAUGGGCUUUUUGGCCAUGUGAUAUCCCCAUGUUAAGAAUCAGCAGCUAGUUUGUUGGUUGUUUUCUUUAAUGAAGGAAGAAGAAAACACUCUUCGAUUUGAUCGGCCUAAAAGAAAGAAGAGUAUUCAAUUCAUAUCAUAUGUUAUGUGUGCUUUUUAAAUAAGUUAUUUUCAUAUUCAAUUUUGUGCCUAUUACUUUUCUUAUGGAUCAUUGAUAGCCCAUUAUUUAUGUUUGGGCAUAGUUUGUGAGCCAAUCCAAUGCCAUACUCCCAAUUUAUACGCACUUAAUUUUAAUGCGUUUUGAACA
Messenger RNA from Cannabis sativa, 2272 nucleotides. Its product is annotated as protein NUCLEAR FUSION DEFECTIVE 4. Gene Ontology annotation, cellular component: membrane. NCBI's taxonomy places the organism in Eukaryota, Viridiplantae, Streptophyta, Magnoliopsida, Rosales, Cannabaceae. The record is from RefSeq and is a predicted model, not a curated record. The transcript is spliced from 3 exons. The coding region runs from base 287 to 1921 and encodes 544 amino acids.